This is a messenger RNA of Acipenser ruthenus (sterlet), 5397 nucleotides long. Its product is annotated as pyroglutamyl-peptidase 1-like. Gene Ontology annotation, cellular component: cytosol. Lineage: Eukaryota; Metazoa; Chordata; Actinopteri; Acipenseriformes; Acipenseridae. Gene Ontology annotation, molecular function: pyroglutamyl-peptidase activity. Bases 241 to 870 code for a protein of 209 amino acids. The transcript is spliced from 5 exons. The record is from RefSeq and is a predicted model, not a curated record. Gene Ontology annotation, biological process: proteolysis.
GGCCGACCUGUGUAGACUCUGUUUGCAUAUUGUCAGCUGAUGCCGGUGCAGAGCGUGGCGACGUCAGACGCAGUCUUGAUGAGAUCUGUGCAAGUCGGGGUCUGUGGAGGCUGCUGCAGACCGAAACGGUGCACAGAAAGGAACCGGAUCACCGAUUCAGGGGCAGGGCGGCUGUUUCAGCAAAUAAAUAUUCACUUCUAAAGGAUUCGUUGAACAUUUGGCUCUGGAAGAGAAAGCAGAAUGGACAACCACAAAAGGACGGUUGUUGUGACAGGGUUUGGUCCAUUUGGAGAACACUCAAUCAACGCCAGCUGGGUUGCAGUUCAGGAGCUGAAAAAGUUGGGCCUUGGCAACGAGGUGGAGCUGCAUGUGUACGAGGUUCCUGUGGAGUACCAGACUGUCCAAACUCUAGUGCCUUCACUGUGGAAGCAGUACCACCCGCAGCUGGUGGUCCAUGUUGGACUUUCUGGAAUGGCAACAACAGUGACCCUGGAAAAGUGUGGCCAUAACCACGGCUACAAGGGGCUAGACAACUGCAGCUUCUGUCCAGGCUCUCAGUGCUGUGUGGAGGGAGGUCCUGACUGCAUAGACUCUGUCAUUGACAUGGACUCCGUCUGUAAAAGAGUCGCUGCUUCAGGACUGGGGGUUGCAGUCUCUGUAUCGAAGGACGCUGGCAGAUACCUGUGCGAUUUCACCUACUACACCUCCCUGUACCUGAGCCACGGCCGCUCCGCGUUCAUCCACGUGCCCCCGCUGGGCAAGCCCUACACUGGGGAGGACCUGGGCCGGGCACUGCAGGCCAUUGUGCGAGAGAUGCUGGACAUCCAAGAGCAGAGUGAGGCGAAAAUCAACUGUCAGCAUGCACACUGAAGACCCCGGAGACAGAGAGAGAGAGAGGGCUAGAGAAACCUCGUGGAACAUUGCACUUAGGGAAAAAUAAAAAGAUCAUGCCUCAACAAUAAUAAAAACCCAAAUAUGAAAGAAGCUUGUGAGAGCGGGUCGGGACAUGAACUCGUUUGACAGGGGAUCUGCUCAAAUACUCCACGCAGACGACGUGCUGUCAUGUGACCUUCCUCCUCUCUGCCAAGAUUCCAAGUCCAGCAAUCUAGAUCCAGCCACUUUCACCUACUCAGAACCUCAACUGGUGCUAGUUUAUGCUCUAAACUGCUUGUACAUUAAGAAGUCUAGGCACAAGAAUCCAAGUUCUGGUCAAGAUUUAUACCAGCUAGCCUAAUUGGUCACUUGUGCCCCCUGGUCAUAACUUUUGUACAGGAUCCUACAAACGUGCAUUAGUAUACAACAAAGGAUGAUCAAGAUACCUUAGAAGUAAAAUAUGAAAUAGGUUAAUUGUUUUUUAUAUAUAAUCUAUCUUUUAGUUUUGUGAUCUAGUAUUCUAUGAAGACAGUCUUUUUAAUAUUUUCAAAUUGUAUACAAAUAUAUAUACAAUUACUACUUUGUUUUGUAUACCUCCCUAUAAUUAUAACAAAAAACUUUGCUUGAGUUUGCUUGAGUUUUAAAUACUCCAUUUCAAACAAGUGUAUUUUUUUUAGAGAGCUCUAAUCCAGAUUACAGUACAUUUGCCAGUUGAAGUGAACCAAGUUUUUACUACAAAACCGUUUCAAUUAAAUUACGUGGUUCAAAACUAAUUUGCGUAGCAGUAAACAGAAAAAAACAAUUCCUGUGAUUUCUAUUGUUCUAACAUGUCAUAUCUGUGAUCCUGUGUGUUGAAACAGUAGCACUUGUUCAUUAAGAACACAUGUUUUAAUAGAUUAUUCCCCUUGUCACCUUUUUCCUUAAGCAGAACCGUAUGGCCUUCAGCUAGGGAUAUCUUUAAACUAUUGCACUUGCAGUAGUACUGUGAAUCGGUCCUAUUAGGUAGAUAACGGUAAGGUAGACUCUUGAUAGUUUUGGCUCUUUUCUAAUUCCAUGAUUUUUGUUUCCAUUAAAUUCUAAUGUGAAUUAUUCUUAUUACAUUUCCAGUAUAUUAUUCUCAUUCUAUUUCUAGUGGUGUGGUUUAUAGAUGGUAUUUGUAGGAUCGUUUUUGAAAUGUGAUCUGUAUUGUAACCACAUUUUAUUGUUGUUUUUGGUUGGUAGAGAUGUGUAGUCUCCCAAACUUUCCAUUUCCACACUGAGCUUAAUCCAAAUGGCAUCCAUUAUUUUAAGUGCACUACAGUAAAUUCAAAAACUUGUUUCAUCAGUCUAUGAAACCCCUUGUUCCGAUGUCACACUUGGGCUGCUGUCGGUCCUGCUUCUAGUCUACAGUCCAGUCUGCAAACGGACACAAACGUAAAAUGUUACCUCCGAGUUCAUACAUUUUCAUCUCUUUCCAAUGCCUCCGGGACCUGAUAUACAAGUACAAAUAAAAAGAUUUGAGCUUGGACUCUAUCAGAUGGAAGCAUGGCUGUAGUCAGGUUCCCAAACUCGUGCUUUCAUCAGUGUUGGUCUGAAUGGCACUUGUAUAUUUUCAGUACAUCAGUGUUGUCAUAAAACUUGCUUGCUUGUCAGAAUGGACAGGUUAAGCAGCUUGACCGAGAGAUCCCAUUCGUUCUGCUCAAUUUAACUGCAAGUAGGAUCAACAGAACGGUAACUGUCCUAAAGGGAAUCAUGUACAGCUAUUUCAUGGAUGGGUUAGUGCUUCAUAGCAUUAUCACUGGGUCUGCUUUCAGUGCUAAAAAUCGGUUGGUUCUUCUGGCUUUUUAGCAGGAUAUGCAUUGUGCUGUGGGUCACAUGACUCUGAUUGCAAUUAGACCAUUGGAGUAGAUCUGACCUGCAUCGGAGGAAGUGGUUAGGUACCGGGGAAGCAGCAACAGAUGUGCGUUUUUGCAUUAUUUUAAUGUUGAGGUAUUUUGCCUAUUGAUUCUGAAAUAUUUUUUCUUGAUGCAUAGUGCCACCUGCUGGGUCGAUAUUGUAUGUUUUUUUGUUUUUUUUUAAAGGGGAAAUGAUGUUUCCCUUAAACUCUGGGAAAAGGCACCGGAUGCAGCAGCUUCUAUAGCGUUAUAUUUUAAAUAUGUCCAGAACAAACAUAAACAAGUGAAGAACCAAAUGAUUAUUGGCACAAUAAAACCGGUACCAAGAAUUAUAGUAAUAAAACAACUAAGUGUUCAUGUCAUCUGUUUGCCAUUAGCGUUGUUUAUCCCUUAUUCGAAGCGACUGGAGUCCCAUGUUUCUUCCACAUUACCAGUUUAAAACCAUUGGACACGGUGAGCAUUAGGAAGCCUGCCCGUCUCUUCUGAUUAUAGAGGUGGUGUUGGUGUAUGAAAUCAGUCUGCAAACUUGGAGUAACAGUACUGUAGUGUGUCACAGCUGCUCCAGACCGCUGGCGGCACUGAUUUUGACACAGACGUGGCGUAAGGUGGCAUUACUCUACUUAGGCUUGUUUAAGCUGUUUUGUUUACAUCAAUAAGGAUGUAAAGUCCUUAAAAAAAAAAAAAAAAAAAAUAAUAAUAAUAAUAAAAAAAAUACAAGUUCCACAGGACGUUGUUGCCUCUGUGUCCCCUUUGUGUAGCCAACCCAGUGAAUCAUGAAAGCGUGCUCUGAACUGAGCAUUGGAAAGCAGUAUCUGCAGGGUGACAGUCCUGUUGUAUUUCAGUGCCACUUUGGUUCUGUGUGCAGUUCUUGCAGUGUGUAUUGAAAGUAGUGGUGGUGAUGUACAGCACUAUAUUGCGUGAAAACAUAAGCCAGUAAAUUUGGUAUUUGUCAAUCAUUUGAGGACCUAUCUAGUGUACUGCAUGGAGAUCCAUCACAGUAUACAGAACUAUCUAGUGUACUGCAUGGAGAUCCAUCACAGUAUACAGAACUAUCUAGUGUACUGCACGGAGAUCCAUCACAGUAUACAGAACUAUCUAGUGUACUGCAUGAAGAUCCAUCACAGUAUACAGAACUAUCUAGUGUACUGCACGGAGAUCCAUCACAGUAUACAGAACUAUCUAGUGUACUGCAUGGAGAUCCAUCACAGUAUACAGAACUAUCUAGUGUACUGCAUGGAGAUCCAUCACAGUAUACAGAACUAUCUAGUGUACUGCACGGAGAUCCAUCACAGUAUACAGAACUAUCUAGUGUACUGCAUGGAGAUCCAUCACAGUAUACAGAACUAUCUAGUGUACUGCAUGGAGAUCCAUCACAGUAUACAGAACUAUCUAGUGUACUGCACGGAGAUCCAUCACAGUAUACAGAACUAUCUAGUGUACUGCAUGGAGAUCCAUCACAGUAUACAGAACUAUCUAGUGUACUGCAUGGAGAUCCAUCACAGUAUACAGAACUAUCUAGUGUACUGCAUGCAGAUCCAUCCCAGUAUACAGAACUAUCUAGUGUACUGCACGGAGAUCCAUCACAGUAUACAGAACUAUCUAGUGUACUGCAUGGAGAUUCGUCACAGUAUACAGAACUAUCUAGUGUACUGCAUGGAGAUCCAUCACAGUAUACAGAACUAUCUAGUGUACUGCACGGAGAUCCAUCACAGUAUACAGAACAGUAUUCAGUAUAGAAAGACUAGACCCUGUCAGAUCGGUGGUUUGUUUUGUGCUUCAUCCUGAACUACAAAACCCUUGAUUAAUGGUAAAUUUUAGAAAUCCUAAAAAGUCUUUCUCAAUGAAGAAAUGAAGUUUCUUUAAGUAUUUCUAAACUGAGCAUAAUCAGUAACACACUUACAAAUGCCAUAGAACCGUCUUGUAUUUGACACUGCAUACUUCUCAUUCAAAAUACUUCACUCUAACUGUUGUGUUUUGUUUUCUCUCCCUCUCUGACGGGCUGAACUGUAAUACAGACGUGUUGGUCUCUGUUUGCAGUAGUAUUUUAAAUCCCUAGUGUGGAGCGUUCCUGUCGUUGCGAUGGAGUGCUUCGGAUUGUCGUUCAGUUCAGGUUUGUGGGAGUCUACUCUGUUUAAUACAGUCUCAUUGUAUAAAGCAGCUUGACAUGUAGGGGCCCAGAUUCUUUACAGCUGUGAGCUCUCUGUGUUAUUGUCUAUCUGCAGUGCCUUUUAAACCACAUUGUUAACUGGAGUGUUGUAAAGGGCUCUGUCUUGCUAGUAAAUAAUAAUUAUUAUUACUACUGCUGGCUUGUACGAAAUAUAAUGACAGUUUUGAGUGACACUGUUUAAGCUCAAUAUAUUUUCGAAUACCUACCUCUCUUAUAUUGUUCCCCUCCUUUUGAAAUGUAAUUUUCUGAUUUCGGGGUUGUACCGUAUUUAAAUAUGGCACCUAGCUUUAUAUUGGGUUCCACUGUAAAGGAAAUGUAUUUUCCAGCAAAAUUUGUUAUCAGACUUUUCAGCUGAACCUCUUAGUCUUUGUAACUUUGUAAGUGACAUUGAAAUUAAAAUUGGGAUAAAAAAAGGGUUAACGCACCUUUUUUUUAAUUGAAAAUAUUCAUGUUUAAAAAAUUAAAUAAACAAUUGAAAAUCUU